AUGCCGAAAAAGAAACGGGCUCUAACGCGCAAGGUUGUGUCGCAGACUCCCUCUCUAGAGACGAAGGAGGAGGCUAAGCCCAAAUCAAGGCUCACUCAUCGUGCACCAGGUUCAGCGAAGACUACAGUCAAGAAGAACCUCGCCAAAACGAAGGCACAACCGCAAUCUGCUGUUCCAGCGGCAUCCACAUCGACAACGAAAUCCGCUCCGUCAACAACCGCAAAGAAAACCGCGAGGGCCGGGCCGUCUGCUGCAGAAAAGCAGAAGCCCGACACACAGACAGCGACGCCGACGAUUAGGCCAUCGCCGUCUGCUCGGUCUCUGUCGCGAGCAGGUUCUGCUGCCACGAAUCGCGAUAGCUCCAACUCUUGCGCACCUACGCCUCCGGCAUCGAAUGUACCCUCGCCCACUGCCCCUUUGUCGAUGGCUGCUCGACCUCCACUUCCGGGUCGUGAUCGUCUGCAUAUCCUCCAUCCACAUCCUUUUCGACCACGACUACGACACAGGCACCUACGUUUACAUCUACGAACAACAGGACCGACACCGCCUGUACCGUUACGAACAGCAAUAUUCCUCAGCCGAGCGUAG
Cyclocybe aegerita is the source of this 588-nucleotide messenger RNA. NCBI's taxonomy places the organism in Eukaryota, Fungi, Basidiomycota, Agaricomycetes, Agaricales, Hemipholiotaceae. The record is from the annotation of a GenBank genome assembly.